Messenger RNA from Colletotrichum acutatum, 532 nucleotides. RefSeq lists its product as uncharacterized. Lineage: Eukaryota; Fungi; Ascomycota; Sordariomycetes; Glomerellales; Glomerellaceae. The transcript has a single exon. The record is from RefSeq and is a predicted model, not a curated record. Bases 79 to 441 code for a protein of 120 amino acids.
UAACUACCCGCGGGAUGCCCAAGAAGCUGUGUUCGAAUGGCCUAACUUUGUGAUGCUAUAUCAGCGGAGUUUGAGCGAAUGUCCCUUAGCGCGGCUGCGUGGUUUAUCUCCUUCCUAUUUCCCUCCUCCGUACCGGCCUGGCCCCAGAACAUCUGCGAUGUCUGCGCAGUGCCGAGAAAUAUCAGGGGAAGCUAUGGCCGGGAUGGGUGCUGGUUCCAAGACGGGCAUGCGGCAUGCCGUCAUCUCUCUUUCGCCCCUCAUUUUCGUUAUUCUUCAAAAUCCUCAGCAAUCUGUUUGCCGCUGCCGCCGCACACAAUCCGCGCGGCGGGAUUGUCAACCUUGAACCUCACGAGAAGCCCAAGUGAUGAAGACAGAGAUCGAGGGGCAUACGUUGCACAGACGAGCAAGAGGCAGAUAUCCUGCUUGUUGCUGCCAAGAUGAAGCCUGCCAUUGAGUAACUACGAUUGCGCGAGUCACGCGAUCGGGCGGCACCGAGCCCAUCCGGUCUUCUCCCCCUCUCUCUCGCUGCCUC